GCUGGAUGUAUGGACUGACUGACUUUAACUCGGUAAAAACAGAAGAAAGAAGGAGGUGAGGUCUUCCACCACGGACACGAAGCAAAGAGACCUCGAGAGAAGAACACAAGAGGACGAGGACAAGAAGCCGUGGUUCCAUCAUGGAUGACGUCAGGAAACAGGGAAUGCUUUACUUCCAACAGCAACGAUUUGGAAAGAAGUGGAAGCGGGUGUGGUGUGUCCUGUACAGAGACAGUUCCUGCUCCAUCUCCCGUCUGGAGUUCUUUGACUGUAAAGACGGAGGAGUUGGAAUGCUGGACAAGAGUGACAAGGUGCUCCGCAAACAACAAGAAAGCAAGAAGGUGAUCCGUCUGUCUGAGUGUAUCCGUGUGGUGGAGCUGGAGAUGGACGGCUGUCCCAAGGACACGUCUGCCUUCCUGCUGGAGACAACUUAUAAACUAUACGUCUUCUCUGCUGUCAGAGAACAGCUGGAUGACUGGAUACAGAAACUGUGUGAGACAGCCUUUCCUAUGAGCUGGAGACAGCGUGGUGGAAGAGUGGGUCAACAGACAGGCAGCAGGGUGGAGAAUGAAGAGGAGAGGAUUGAAGACAACUCCCUCUACAGCAGCAGACAGACAGUGCUGGACAUCACAGUGAGUGUGCGGAGGACGGAGGCCUCUCAGCGCUGUGGGUUGAGAGGGGUGUACGUGCUGAGGGCGGGGGCAGACAGUCUGCUGCUGCUGGACCACAACACAGGAGAAGUCCAGUUCAUCUGGCCCUACCACUUCCUGCGCCGCUUCGGACGGGACAAGACCGCUUUCUCCUUUGAGGCAGGAAGAAGGUGUGAUUCUGGGGAGGGCUGUUUCGAAUUUGAGACCCAGCAGGGGAACGUCUUGUUCCAGAUGGUGGAGAGCGCCAUCCACCUGCAGUGUACCACCAAUCCCGUCCGACAGACAUCCGGUGGCGGGCAUGACAGCCUUGACAUCACCCACCCUCAGCCGUCCCGCAGCCUGCCCCUCCCCCAAACCCCUGCCCAGACGGAGGACAGCGUGUACAGCGUAGUGAACGAUACUCCGGUUCUCCAGCUUCUCCAGACCAGAGAGGGCGACACCUCCUCAACUCCUCAGCAGUCUGGGUUGGAGCCUCCUGUUGACAAAGUGUUGACGGGGGUUAAAAGUUUGACUCUGGACACUCGCGGCCUUCCAGUUCCUCGUAAGAAUCAAGUCAAACCGAUCUCCAGCUGCCCGCUUCUCUCCAGCAACCCGAAACUCGAACAGACCUACUCCCAGGUCUCCCCCCGACGAGCUCCGCACCGGACAGGAGAGAGAGAGAAAGGAGUGAGAGAGCGGGGAGAACCCGAAUACUCCCUCCCCUUCGACACCAUCGCUAAGAACAUCAUGGCAGACAUCAUGAAUUCCCAUCAGGCCACGGGAUUUGGGAAGGCGCAGUUUAGUGCUGACCCACUCUAUGAUAGCAUAGACGAAUCACAGGUCAGAGCUGUCCUUAGGGGCGUGGCCAAGGCUCCCUCAAAAGCCUGUAGCGUGGCAGAACACAUCUAUGAUGAGCCUGAGGGCUGUGCUGCCAUGGGGCAGAAAUCAGCCACGCCCACAUUCCUGUACGACCACCCGGAGGAGGUGAAGGGCAACGCCUGGAGGAGGAUGGGAACAACGGUUGACCCUAAAGGUCACGAGUAUCUGUAUGACCCCAGAGUUGAUGACUACGCUGUCCCCAAACCGCCCAGGAGGAUAACCUCUGUUGAUAACGGAACCAACGAGGAAGAGGAGGAUCAGCAGGAGAACGAGGAAGAAGACUGCAUGGAGUGUCCAUAUCACAACGUCAUGACAAAGCCAACAGACACAGAGAGGAGAUGAUGUCCUCACCAUGGCAACUCAUCUGAGCCCCCCCCCCCCCGUCAUCCAGUGCUUGGGCUGUGUGUGUGUGUGUGUGUGUGUGUGCGUGCCUGUAUCACUCUCUGCGCAUGUCUUACCUCCUGUACUCGUGUCGGUGUGUUCAUACUCAGUCAGUCAUUCACGUCCACUCAGAGAUGAUGAGGAACAUGACACACACUCUGUCCUUCAUGGCUGGAUCCAUCCAUCCAUCCAGCCCUCCGUGUCCUCAUUCAUCUGCCUGUCUAGUGGUCUUCAUCCCCGCCCAGCUCAGGAUGGAGCACAGCACUGUGCAGAGAGGGAGCACGUGGCUGAUUGACAGCUGCAGAGCCUCAUGUGGACUGUGAAGAACCCGGUUUCUGGAAUUCUACGUCUUUCACCACUUUCUGCAUGGCAAGGUUAUGACAACAAGGUUGUGCUCUCUAUCGUAUAUCUUAAAGACAUGUCUGUGUAGAUUUAAUGACGUUAUGGAUCAUCA
This is a messenger RNA of Lampris incognitus (smalleye Pacific opah), 2343 nucleotides long. RefSeq names its product docking protein 2 (gene dok2). Gene Ontology annotation, biological process: positive regulation of MAPK cascade; cell surface receptor protein tyrosine kinase signaling pathway. Lineage: Eukaryota; Metazoa; Chordata; Actinopteri; Lampriformes; Lampridae. The coding region runs from base 141 to 1850 and encodes 569 amino acids. The record is from RefSeq and is a predicted model, not a curated record. Gene Ontology annotation, cellular component: cytoplasm. The transcript has 8 exons.